CAGCCGCCAGGCUUGUGCACCCUCCCCUUCUCCCGACCACUACUGCGCUGCCAGGGGCGGAUCCCGCCCAGAACCUAUUGGGUGUAGGAGAAAUAGAGAGCACCUUUCCCAACAAGAGAGCCCGUGGGGGCUGCCGCAGCGCCGCCCCACUUCUCCCCAAAACCAAGACAUGGCGAGCGUGCCUAGGAAGCUGGAGCUGUUCUACGACGUGCUGUCCCCCUACUCCUGGCUGGGCUUUGAGAUCCUGUGUCGGUAUCAGAACAUCUGGAACAUCACCCUUCGUCUUCGCCCAACCUACAUAGCAGGGAUCAUGAGGAAAAGUGGGAACAAACCACCUGCCUUGCUACCCCAAAGGGGCAAAUACAUGUUUAUGGACCUCCAGUACCUAAGGGAGUUUUACCAGGUUCCCAUCCAGGUUCCCAAGGAUUUCUUCUCUGUCAUAUUAGAAAAAGGGAGCCUGACUGCCAUGCGAUUCCUCACUGCUGUCAACAUGGAGAGCCCUGAGAUGUUAGAGAGAGUGUCUCGAGAGUUGUGGAUGCGUGUCUGGUCACGAGAUGAAGAUAUUACUGAACCCCAGAGCAUCUUGGCUGCUGCAGAGAAAGCAGGACUUUCUGAGGAACGGGCUAAGGGUCUACUGGAAAAGUGUUCAACUGACAAAGUGAAGAACAAUCUAAAAGAGACCACAGAUACAGCCUUCAGUUAUGGGGCCUUUGGGCUGCCCAUCAUAGUGUUCCACACGCAUGACAAAUCCCACAUGCUCUUUGGCUCUGACAGGAUGGAACUGCUGGCCCAUCUGCUAGGGGAACGGUGGCUGGGCCCAGUGCCCAGCCCUGUGAAAGGCAAACUCUGAACACUUAGAGAAGAAGAGGAGCUGUCCAACCCUAGGAGCCAGCUCCUUCCUCCCCACAACAUCCUUGUAAUGGAAUCCAGGAUGCUGGGGCUCUGUAUUCCCAUAGUCUCAUGUUUGGGGAAAAUGUGGUAUGGCAUCCUGAACUUGCAUUCCUGGGGUUGUCCUAUUCCUCCUGCUCACAAGUGCCUUAGGUAGGGCCCCAACUUUCAUUGUUUGAACCAAAUAAACUCCCCAUUUGGGAAGACACUUGUGUGCCUGUCACCA
This is a messenger RNA of Trichosurus vulpecula (common brushtail), 1114 nucleotides long. RefSeq names its product glutathione S-transferase kappa 1 (gene GSTK1). Gene Ontology annotation, cellular component: peroxisome; mitochondrion. Gene Ontology annotation, biological process: glutathione metabolic process. Gene Ontology annotation, molecular function: glutathione transferase activity; glutathione peroxidase activity. Lineage: Eukaryota; Metazoa; Chordata; Mammalia; Diprotodontia; Phalangeridae. The transcript is spliced from 8 exons. The coding region runs from base 170 to 850 and encodes 226 amino acids. The record is from RefSeq and is a predicted model, not a curated record.